GAUCUAAUAAUUUCUCUAUGGAAUGGAAUGGAAUGGAUCAUUUGGAUCAAGCAAAAUCAGUAAAACUCAGGAAUAUUUUAUUUAGUUUAUCAUUUAACAAGUGAAUCAUGUGGUUUACUGUAUCAAUGUAACACGUUUUAAUGAAUUGGUGCUAUUCUAGUGGGAACAAAUAAUUAUUUAUUCGAUAACUAUAGGAACACUUUCAACAUGAGCUUUUUAUUUGGGAGUCGUUCCAACAAAACAUUUAAACCUAAGAAGAAUAUCCCAGAAGGCACACAUCAGUAUGACUUGAUGCGACAUGCAGCAGCCACGCUCGGUUCUGGUAACCUCCGCCUUGCGGUGAUGUUACCUGAAGGGGAGGACCUCAAUGAGUGGGUUGCCGUCAACACCGUGGACUUCUUCAACCAGAUCAACAUGCUGUACGGCACCAUCACAGAGUUCUGCACGGAGGAGUCGUGCGCCGUGAUGUCGGCGGGGCCCAAGUACGAGUACCACUGGGCAGACGGGCACACCGUCAAGAAGCCUAUCAAAUGCUCCGCGCCCAAGUACAUCGACUAUCUCAUGACGUGGGCGCAAGACCAGCUCGACGACGAAACUCUAUUCCCCUCUAAAAUAGGCGUGCCCUUCCCCAAGAACUUCCUGCCGAUGGCGAAGACGAUCCUGAAGCGUCUGUUCCGCGUGUACGCGCACAUCUACCACCAACACUUCCCCGAGGUAGUACAGCUCGGGGAGGAGGCGCACCUCAAUACCUCCUUCAAACACUUCAUCUUCUUCGUGCAGGAGUUCAACCUGAUCGAGCGACGUGAGCUGGCGCCGCUGCAGGAACUGAUCGAGAAACUCACUGCCAAGGAGGCGCGAUGAGGGGCGCGGACAGGGGCGCGGCGGCGGCGGGGGCGGGUACUGGUCGGCCGCAGUGUUGACUGCUUCCUCGAUCGAAGCUAAAGUCGCAUUAUCGACGAUUAUGAUUAUUUGCUAAUUCUGUAUAGUAAACACUUUGUUUCGUUGUCACGUCGGCGCCGCGGCGUGCUGCUAGAGUGCUAGGGAACUGUUUGUGAUAUGAGACUCGGACCGUUUACUGGCCGGUGGGCCUCGGUCGGGACUGGCCUGGCUACGGUAGGUACACAGAUACGGCCUUCCUAUACAAUAAGGUUUAUAUUUAGAUACAAUUAAACUUUGUACUUUAGUUUUGAUACAUGAAGUAUAAUGAUGGUAUAUUAAGGAAACACUUUGUAAAAUGUUUGCUACACAUAUAACGACACAUCACGACGCUUACAUUUGGCCCCAGUAAUGUCAGGUCGCUGGGUGCGGACUGUCGGAUGUAUGGUUGUAUAGCCGCAAACUGCUGUGCGGUAUCGUAAGUUAUUUAUUCGUUUCAGUGACAACACUGCUGCAAUAUUUAAUUUUAUUAGAUUGAAUCUUGUUUUCGUGCACGCGACUCUAACAUUUAUCAUUAAUGAAUGCUAUUUUAAUCUCCAGUAGUAUGAAAUAAGAGUUAGAUAUAUUUUGUGCAUUUAAUAAUUUCAUUUCGUGUUCACAUCAAUCUAUUGCGACUGACAAGUGUAAUGUAUAAAUUAGACAAUUUCCGAAUAAAACGAAAGUUUUUAUAA
This is a messenger RNA of Spodoptera litura, 1607 nucleotides long. RefSeq names its product MOB kinase activator-like 1 (gene mats). NCBI's taxonomy places the organism in Eukaryota, Metazoa, Arthropoda, Insecta, Lepidoptera, Noctuidae. The record is from RefSeq and is a predicted model, not a curated record.